AUGACAGAGUCAAAUAACACCUUACCUCCUGAUGCUUCAGCAGUUUUUGCACUCAUGAAAUCCUUCGGCGAACAGCAACAAAAUCAACAGAAUCAAAAUUCCAUGAUGCCAAUGGAAUCAAGUGAUACAGUGGAGGCUGAAGAGCUGAAAAAUCGUCUUUUAGCAGCGGCUAUGUCAAUGUUAGGAGGUUCUAGUAACAAUCCUCCAGCCUGGUUGACAGAAUCCCGGAUCCCCAUACACAAUCCUAAAUCCGAAUUAGGUUCAAGUUGGGAGGAGAUGAAUUUAACUUCUCAGUUCUUUUCUGGAGUGGUUACUCCAUCUUCUGAGGCAACGACUUCGCCACCAAAUGACUUCCCAUUUCCGAAUCCUUUCAUAAUGCUUCCACCGGGUUUGCAAUCCAUGGGAGGUAAAUGUCUGUCGUCAUUCAUGAAUGGAAACAAGGAUGAGGAUUUCUGCGAACUGUGUCAGAAACACUUUUGCAACAAGUACUAUCUGCGAAAACACAAGAAUGAUGUCCACAGAAUCCCCAGUGAACCUUUUUCUCAAAUGCGAAAACGUGAAUUGGGUUCAGGAGAAUCUGAUGAUAAUGACCAGGGAGAAAAGUCACCCUGCACCAGCCAAAGUGAAUGGUUAAAUGUUCUAACUUCAUCAGCGGUAACCGCCCAACAACUAGGAGAUAACAGAAGAACUCCUCUCGAAGCCUUCCGUAGCAUUUCAAACGCUGGGGAGGUACCAUCGGCAUUGGAAAAGGAAUCUUUCCCAGUAUGGCUGCCAAAAUCAGAACAAAAGACAUCUCGAGUGGAACUAGGAGAAAAUGCAACUUUUAUCCCUCCUGUUGUAUCGACAGAACCUGCUCCAAUCUCGAAUCCUAGUGCAGUAACAACCAGUAAAGCACUCAAUCCUGGAGCUAUAGAUAUGUUCAAGUCUAGCAUGGCGGCUGCAAAACUAGCUGAUAGAGUGACUUGUGAAUUGUGUAAAAAGGAGCUCUGUAACAAGUACUUCCUUCGAACCCAUAAGAUUAAGGUUCAUGGUCUAUCACCACAGGAAGUUGGAGGCCCCGCAUCAAGGUCUUCUGCAACAAAACAUAAUGAAAAGAUACAAGCAGAGUGUCUAAAUCAGAAUGUUGAACCAUUUAACCUACCGCCGCCUAUUCCUCCACCUCUGUCUCUAGUGAAUCCCAUGCUACCAUCUCAAUUUCCAGCACCUUUGGGUACGAUCCCACCUUGGCUUUCUCCUCAACCUCAGGCGAUGAUGCCAGAGAUGCCAAAAUCAUCUCUAGAAGAUCAGAAGAAGGAUCCAGUUAUGCAAUUAAUGGCAGCUAAUGCCCUCGUGAAUUGUCCCCUCUGUGAGAAGACAAUUGGGCCGCGCCUCUUUCUACCCACUCAUUUAACUUCUGUUCAUGGUCUCAGUCCAACAGAUCCCUCUUUCUUCAUCUUUAUCCUUAGCGCACGAAAUUUAGAUGGAAAUAAUGGGGAGAGCGAUUCUUCUACAAAUAAGUUGACACCUACUAGCACUUCUGAACGUGGGAGUCCACUGUCGACCAAUUUCCAACCACCUAGCAUGUCUAUCAUGAGGUUACCCACCACUUCUGCAAUGGAGCCAAUGAAUAGAGAUCAAAGUCAAGGACUUCAACAAUUGAGUAUACCUAAUUCAAUGAACGGAAUGCUUCCGCCAUCGAUUUCUAUGAGCGACAUGGGUGUAAGUAGUGGCACAACUGCUUUCGAUCUUCCUCUCAUGGCAACAGCACCGACUACUGCGCCUCUACUUCUCCCUCCCCCUUUGGGUCUGCUGUCAAAUCCCCCAGGGAUCUAUUCUGGACCCCCUACAAUGCCACAAACACCUGCACAGCAGCCAGGACUAAUGAUGAAUCCCACCACAAUCACUACAACUAAGUGGAACCCGGUGCAACUUGCAGCGUCUGGUUUGAAUGCAAAGCGGGUUCUGCCAAAUGGGUCAGCGUCAGGUACAACCCCACGAAAAUCGCCCAAUCAAAUGAGGGUUCUAUGUGAUAUUUGCAACAAAUGGAUCUGUAAUAAAUACUUCCUAAGGACUCACAAGGCCAACAAACAUGGAAUCACGGACCAGUCUAACCCCAUCUUGACUCCUACUUCCCAAGGAAUAUUAGGAAUGAGCAAGACAUCUUCUACUUUGCCUCUAGAUUUCAGUAAACCCGGAAAGACACAGUCUUCGGAUGAACACACUGAGUCCUCGGGACCUCAGCAGUCGAUUAUGAAUCCCUGGUCAUUCACAAAUCCAAAUCCACAUUCCCCAGACGCUAGGAGUCCAAAUAUUCCAACCUCAAAUAGUGAUUCUAUCAAUCCAGCUAGCAUUCAAUAUAAUUCCGCUGAAGUAUUGAAUCUCUCUCUCAAGCCAUCUACUUUGCCCACAUCAGGGUCUGAGAUCAAACAUGGCGUGGAUCAAUUUCUUUCCAAUCUUCCUCCUCCCUUUCCACCAUUGAAAAAACGUACGAAGCUACGCAGACAUAACCUCCGAUUGUAUAAACGGGCUGUUCUAGUUUUGGCAAAAGCAUGCCGACAACUCAAUCCCAUUCAAAAGAGGUCUCCGUCUAUCGCAAAUCAACAGUUGGAAAUCGAAUGCAGUCAGCAUGAAGUCAAGUCAUCUGAAGGAGAACAAAACUUGUCAAGAAAUUGGCCAACUUCGUGUCAGGUUUGCAAAGCAUCUUUCAGCAAAUGGAGCCAAUUAGAAGCUCACUGUUGCUCAACUGGACAUCAAAGGGCUCCAAAUCGUGAUUCCUUCCCUUCAAACUUCUUUCAAAAUUUCCCUGAAGCUUAUAAUUUAACAAUGGAGACGUCAACAGUACAGAUUCCCAAUGACUGUUCAGUGGAAGACGCCAGUAAUGCAUGGUGGUCGGCAAGGCAGCAGAAGUGGCCAAUCAACUUUGCCCAGGGAAAGCUGAAUUCGCACCAAACCACGGGGAGCAAUGCUUCAGCAGCUGAACAAUACUGCUCUUAUCAAGCUUCGCACCAUGUGAUCCAACCUCCGCUUUUUAAUGAGACCACUACAACUCCUACCAUCUAG
Molecule: messenger RNA, 3039 nt
Organism: Rodentolepis nana
Lineage: Eukaryota; Metazoa; Platyhelminthes; Cestoda; Cyclophyllidea; Hymenolepididae
Source: the annotation of a GenBank genome assembly